Messenger RNA from Hemisphaericaspora subhashii, 825 nucleotides. RefSeq names its product pyrroline-5-carboxylate reductase (gene PRO3). Gene Ontology annotation, biological process: L-proline biosynthetic process. The coding region runs from base 1 to 825 and encodes 274 amino acids. The record is from RefSeq and is a predicted model, not a curated record. Lineage: Eukaryota; Fungi; Ascomycota; Pichiomycetes; Serinales; Debaryomycetaceae. The transcript has a single exon. Gene Ontology annotation, molecular function: pyrroline-5-carboxylate reductase activity.
AUGAAAGAUUAUACAAUUGUCGUUUUAGGAUGUGGUGUUAUGGGUACUGCUGUUACUUCCGCUAUUUUAAAAUCAAAAUUUGAUCCAUAUCCAGCAAAGAUUAUUGCAUGUACAAUUCCAUCAGAAGAAGAAAACUUAAAGAAAGUAUUUGCCGGUAAUGACAUAGUUGAAAUAUCAGCUGGUUCAGAAAGAAAUAAUCAAGCUGUUGCAAAAGCCGAUAUUAUCAUAUUAGGUUGUAAACCAUUUAUGUAUGAAACUAUUUAUAAUGAAGUUAAACAAUCAUUAACUGGUAAACAAUUAUUAAUUUCUUUAUUAGCCGGUACCACCAUUAAAGAAUUAUCAAUCUUCACUCCAUAUGUUGCUAAAGUUAUGACCAAUACUCCUGCUAGAUUUGGAUGUGGUACUGCAGCAAUUGCUUUCGCUUCAGAAGUUACUGAAGAACAACAAGAAUUAGUAAUGAAACUUAUUGAUACCGUUGGUAUGACAGUUAAGAUUCCAGAAAAGAAUAUGGAUAUUGCCACAUCAUUGAUUGGAUCAGGUCCAGCUUUCUGUUUAUUAAUGAUGGAAUCAAUGAUUGAUGGAGCUGUUAGAAUGGGUAUGCCAUAUGAUAUUGCUCAAAAAUCGGCUGCAAAAGUUAUGGAAGGUACUGCUAAAAUGGUACUUGAAACUGGUGAACAUCCAGCUGCUUUGAAAGCUAAAGUUUGUACUCCAGGUGGUACUACUAUUGGAGGUUUGUUAAAGAUGGAAGAUAAGGGUGUUAGAAGUGCAAUUGCAAGAGGUGUUGAAGAGGCUGCUGUUAUUUCAGCUUCAUUUGCUAAAAAGUAA